AUGAUGUUCAGCACGAUUCAACAGGAUCUUCGAGCCGUGUUUGAUCGCGAUCCCGCAGCCAGGACCACGCUUGAAGUGUUUUUGACGUAUGCCGGGUUUCAGGCGUUGCUGGCCCAUCGAGUGGCUCACCGGUUGUGGAAGAUGCGGCUUCGAUUAGUGGGCCGGCUGGUUUCACAAGUCGCCCGUUGGGUCACGGGUGUCGAAAUUCAUCCCGGUGCGUCAAUCGGACAUGGGUUUUUCAUCGAUCACGGCAUGGGCGUGGUGAUUGGCGAGACCGCGGAAAUCGGCGAUUACGUCACGUUGUUUCAAGGGGUCACGUUGGGUGGAACGGGAAAAGAAAAAGGGAAACGACACCCGACGUUGGGGAAUCACGUGGUUGUGGGGUCGGGUGCCAAGGUGUUGGGGAAUAUUCGAAUCGGGGAUUCCGUGAAAAUCGGAGCCAAUUCGGUGGUCUUACGGUCGGUUCCAUCCAAUUCCACGGUCACCGGCAUUCCGGGCCGCAUCGUCAAAUCGAUCGGGGGCCGGGUGCCCGAAGAAGCCAUGGAUCAUGCGAACAUUCCCGACCCGAUUGCCGAACGGUUUGACGCCAUGGAGCGGGAACUCAUCGACCUGCGAAAAAAAUUGGAAAACGACUGA
Geodia barretti is the source of this 636-nucleotide messenger RNA. The record is from the annotation of a GenBank genome assembly. Lineage: Eukaryota; Metazoa; Porifera; Demospongiae; Tetractinellida; Geodiidae.